AUGCUUUUUAACGCCAAGAAGGGGAAGGAAACGGCGCGCGAUGGGGGGGACGGCGGGGGCAGCGACGCGGCCCCAAGCGAUGGAAGUCAGAACGGGGUUAUAAACGACCAGGAGUAUGAGAGUUUGUUCCCGUCGAACGGGCCCUACGGGGGCGGCCUGAGUGGCGGUUUGAGUGGCGGCCUGAGUGGCGGUGUAAGUGGCUGUCCAGGCUUCACCCCAAGCUACGCCCCACACUGCGGGCCCGCGUACGGGCCAGAGUACACGCACAGCUACAGCUACAGCCAAAGCCACACGCACAGCCACAGCCACGCGAACAUCAUCGAAUCAAUGUGCAUCAACGAAAUCAAGAGCGCCGAGGAGGACGAGCUGUUUGAUGAUUCCAAGCACCAAGAUAAACAGGAGCUCAUAACGAAGCUGAGGAGCAAACUGCAAAUCAAAAUAAAGGACUACAAUUUGGUGAUGGACACGCUCAUAAGGACGAAGGAAGAAUGUGUACAGAGGAAGGAGCAGGUGAAGGAGUUGCAGAAGAGGAACAGCCAGGUGGAAAGGGAGUGCUCAAAUUUGAAGAAUGUUAUCGAGAGGAAGAACCUAGAAAGUGACAUGCACUGCGGAGGGAAGGGCAUCCUUUGGGGGACCACCGAAGGGGCGACCACGCAUGCCCAUUACAAGAGCGAACACGACGAGAUGAAAAUUAAACUAGCAAGGGUAGAAGAAAGGUACAAAGAAAUGACCCGAAAGAAUGAAAAACUCAGCAGCGACUUUAGCAGUCUGAUGAAGGAGAAACUUAAAGUCGAAACGGAAGCGAACAAACAGAUGGACGCUCUAAAAAGAGAAAACGCCAAACUGAAGGAAACAAAUGAACAGCUGAAGGCGGAGAGGGAGCGACUCCUUAACAAGUACCUGCAAAGUGAAAAGAAUAAUUUUAAAGACAUCAAAGAGAGCAAAGCAGAAGUACAGUCCCUCCGAGAAAUAAUCCUUAAAGAAGAAACGAUGCGAAAAAAUGCAGUUGAAAGUUUAAACAAAGCGAAGGAAAUUUUGAGCAAAUCUCUGGCCACAUCAGAGGGUAGCAUUAAAAAGUUAUUAGAGGUAGAAAAAGGGAGAGACGAAUUGAAGGAACAAAAUGAUCAACUGAAAAGGAAACUGCAAAUCUGCCGAACAAAAGUAGACAAUCUUAAAGGGGCAUUAACCCAGUUCGAACGAAUGUAUAAAAAAAUCGUGGAAAAAAAUAAUUUCUUGUUUUCCUUUACGCAUGAAUUUUUAAAUACAAAAAAUUGCAACGUGGUGAUUUUGCGGUCCUCCAGCGAUAUUAGGCACGUGUGUGAGCAGUACAAAAUUGAUGCCUCUCUGUUUGAGAACGUCAACUGCUUCUCCGCUCUGUACAUUUACGAAGUCGUUUUUAACGCCCCUCUGCCGGAGUCGGACGGGGAGAGCGGCGGGAGCGACGCGGAUGAAGAGGGCGGUGUGAACGGAGCGAGCGGCGUGAGUGGAACAAAUGACCUGCACAACUCGGCAAACCACAGGGGGGGGAAAAAGCGCUGCCGCGAUAAAUACAUAAAAAUCAAGAAGAAAAAGUUCAAAAGCCUCAAUUACCUCCUUAACGAAGCGCAGGUGAAGGUCAUCGCCCUCUCCAGGGCCAACGAAAAAAUGGAGAAGUGCUACGCCAACGUGAGGAACAACCGGAUGAAGGACGACGUGAAUCGGUUUGUUAGGAAAAAUUAUCAUUUGGACCCCCUCACCCUCCAAGGUGACAAGACGCACGUGGAAAACCUCCUGCAUGAGAAGCUAGAGUACAUUAAAGAUGUGGAAGGCAAGGUGAAGGAGAGGGACCUCAUCGUGCAGAAGCUCAAGGAUGCCAACUUUAGAGUCAAAUUGGAGAAAGAAACGCUGCUGAAGGUCAUAUCGUCCAUUUCGAAUCUGUCCUCCGUUGUGCACGUCGAGCGUAACAGCAGGAGCUGCUCCAUCGAGAGCCUCGUGGAGGCGGCCGUCAGGGACUGCGUGGGUCGGCACGUUAAAAGCGGCUGCCUCGUGGACGACUUCAGCGGGAAGACCCCCUCCAACGUGAGCAACAACUCGCUGCAGCAGGGGGGGGCGAUUAGCGGUACGCCAACCAUGUCGGCAGCCAUACCGCCAGCCACGCCGGCAGCCAUCACGUCAACCCCUGCGCUGGCGGAGAAGGAGGAGGCCUUCCGCCAAGUGUUCGAUAACCUCGAGAAGGCCAUAGUGAGCAUCGAGAGCAAGCAAAUGAGUUACUUCAGGAGAAGCGACUUGCUGAGUUACCUGGACGACUACGUCAUCACACUGGAGAUCUUUGGCCGGAUCUCCGAGUAUAACGAGCAGUUCCGCGUGGAGCACCUCCUGGAGGACGGCCCAGUAGAGCGCCCCUCCUAUGGUAGUAGUAGUAGCAGCCGCUUAGACCCGGUGACCCUCUCCGAGGAGCUGCAAAAGUGGAAGAAGAGGCACUCGGAAGAGGAGCUGCUGCACCAUUUGGAAGAAGCCAAGGUGAUUCAAAAGUACAGGCAAUUCUACCAUCACCACUUCAUCCACAUAAACACCAUUUUCAACACAAUCGUCAGUUAUAACCUCGUGGAUGUGAUGGAGGCAAAGAACAAACUUGUGUAUGAGCGAUACUUUAACCUCUUCAAUUUGAAUUUUAGCAAUGUGGAAAUAUCCUUCGAGUUGCUGCUCAACAGAUUCGAAAGGAUAAUAAGGCUGGCGAAGAGGUACGCAGACAAGGUGCUGGAGAGCGACAAACGAAUUACGCAGAUGAAUGUUAAUGAGGCCAAUCUGUUCGAAAGGGGGAAGAAAUUGGAGUACGAUUUGGAGGUCCUUUCGAAAGAGAAGGAGAAGCUUCAAAGGUUGGUGAGUCUAAACGAGGAGGAAAUAAAACGGGUGGCUAACAAUCACGCCAUUCUGCAAAAUGAGUGCAAAGAACACAAAUGCAAAAAUGACCUCCUAAGUGAUAAGUACGAGCAGGUGAAGAAGGAGAAGCUGCUAAUGGAGGAGGAACUCUCCAGUAAACACAUUAGAAAUGUAAAGCUGACAGAACAAAACGAAGAAAUGAUUAAACUGUAUGAGAAGGAAAAGGCCUACCUCCACUCGCUCAUACAAGAGGAAAAAGAAAACAACCAAUUUUUGAAGGAAAAGCUAGACUCGUUCUUCACCCUAAAUGAACAAAUAAAAUGUGAUUACAACAUUAGGCUUAAUAAUUUGAAUGCCCUUUGGGUGGAGGAGAAGGACCACAACCGGAAGAACGUGGCCGAUAUUAGCAGCCUGAAGAUGGAGAAGGCGAGUUUGCUGCAGCGAAUCAAAGACCUGGAGGGUCAGAGCUCCUCGAUGAAGCGGGAGCUGCACGAGCGCGUCAAGCAGGUGAACGUGCUCCGCCACUGUAUGGCGGCGGAGGGGGGAGGCGGCCAUGUGGGUGACCACACAGAUGAUCACGCAGAUGAUCACACCGCCAACCACACCGCGAACCGCCGGGCCGCCAUCGACGAGCUGGAGUACAAAGCGGAAAAGGAAGUGCAGAUCAAGAAGCUGCAGGAGAGCAAAGCCGACCUCGAAAGAGACAUCCUGCAGCUGAAGGGGGAGAAGGAAAUCCUCAUGGGGGUGAUCGAAACGUGGAGAAAUUUCAGCGCAUGCAGUAAAGACGAAAUUAGAAGGCUCAAGAAGAUGUGCAGUGAGCAAGUGCAGAAGCACAAGGAGUUCCUCCUAAUCACCCAGUCAAAUGAGGAGAAGCUAAGCAAAAUAAAGGACCUGCUAGGGGUAGAGCAGUCCAAGCACGCCAGAGAGUUAGACGAGACGAAGGACAAGCUGAACGAGCAGAUUGAGAAGCUGCAAGGUGAAGUGGCUGAUAAAGAACUGCACCUGAAGGAGCUCAAAUGGAGCCAUGACCAGAUGGAAAGCAAAAUGAAAGCUCUAGAAAGAGAGAAAAAGGAUCAUCUGGGUAUGAAGCAGAAGGAGGAGGAAUACCUAUCGCUGCUGAAAAAUGAUAAAUCCAAUUUGCAGAAAGAACUAAGUGCAAUUGCACAGAAGUACCACUCGCAAGUGGAGCAAAAUAAAAAGCUAAUCGCCGAAAGGGAAGUCAUAAUCAGUUCCCAUAAGAAAGAAGUUACCAAUUUGAAGGACCUCCUGGAGAACCUAAAAAAAGAUAACUCCCACCUGAAUGACAUGUUCAGAACGAGAGUCAAUCUAAAUGAUAAUCAAAUUCUUAAGACGAGGUUGGAGCAGCUGCUCGACGUUAACAAAGACCUGCAGGAAGAACUGCACCACAACUGUGCCCUUCGGGAUAAAGUCAAUUUCGAAAACGACGAGCUGAAGCAAAAGUUGCAAGUGGAGAAGGGCAAACUGCUCCAGCAGCAGAAAUACAUCGUGGAGCUGCAGACCAAUCUGACGGAUAAGAACAGCCUAGGCCAUAUGAAUGACGAGUUCAUUGUGAGCCUCAAAGCGAAUCUGCAGAAAUCUAGGGGAGAGCUGCACAACUUGGCAAAGGAGAUUGAGAAGGUCCAACUGAAUGAGGAGAAGCACCAGGUGAAAAUAAAACUUCUGGAGUCGCAGCUGUCUAGGAGGGAGAGCGAAAAGAGGAAGGUCGAGCAGCAGUUGGAGCUACUAACCAAUGAGCAUGCCAUCCACUUUAACAGAAUGAGGACCGACCUUGACGUCGUGAAGGAGCAAAACAGAGUCCUGCGACUCGCCAAAGAGGAGCACGAACGGAAGAUUGAGCAGCUGGAAAAGGAGAACGAAUUUUUCCAGGCCACCAAGAACAACGACUCGGCCAUUGUGGAGAAGGAGAAGCUGCAGGGCCAAGUGGCGCAGCACCUCGCCGCGAUCACCGCCAAGGAGAAGCAGAUCAUCGCUCUGAACUUCCAGGUUAGGAAGCUCGCCAAUGAGAACGCCGAGCUGCGCGCGGGAAACGCGGCGGGGGAAGGAGACGAAGCGGGGAUCGCGGCAGAGGGGGGCACCUCGAAGGGGCCGCUCGAAAUAUACAAAUACAUCGGCGAGAACAUCGACCUGACGGCGGAGCUGGAGAACAGAAACGAAGUGAUCGAGCAGUGCAGGGAGGAGGCCAGGGAGAAGGACCAGCAAAUUAAGAAGCUGCACGAAGAUGUCGACGCCCUAACUCGCAGCAUGGCCAAAUUGAAGGACUCCCUCAGCGUCAUGGAGCAGUAUAAGGACAGCAUGAGUAAGCACAUGAAGGAGAAGGACGAAAUCAUCGAUGGGUUGAAAAAGGCGUAUAGCAAAAAAGUGGAUGACCUGCUUCAGGGCUACCCCGGCAGCAACACCAACAGUGGCUUCUCUGCUCUGGAGAAUGCCAUGAGUGCCUCUUCGGAGGAGAUCCUAAGCACGCUAAAAAAUUUAUCCGCAAAUGGAGGAGUUCCUCCCGAACGGUCUACAAAUGGUGAGGAGUCCCCCUCGAAUGGAAGCGAACACAUUGUCAUCAUCAAGUGUAACAUAUUGAAGCUGUUUAAGCUGGGGUCCUGCUAUCUCUACAUAAUCAACCGCAAUAUGAAGGAAAUUCAAAUUUUAAAAAACCAGGUGAGCUCUCUCAAGCAGAGCAUACAGACGCAAAAUGCCUUUAUUCAAAGCCUCAAAAAAGAAAAUAAAAAAAACGAAGUGAUCCAAGUGAAUAGCAUAGACGAAAUCGCACAGCUGAAGGGUGACCUACAGACAAAUGAGAGCUCCCUACAUAGCUUGAGGAACAAUUUGAAGAACACAGAGCAGAUGAAUAAGCUGCACGAAAUGAAUCUUGGAAAAUGCAAAAGCUUUAUUAUGCACCUCCUCCAAGAGAACAUAAUCAUCUGCAAUAUUUUUAAAAUGGUGAAUUCUAGGAAAAGAGUGGAAGCCUCCAUUAUAAAUCAACUGAGGGGAUUGAAAAAGGCCUUCCACCUAUACAUGAACGAUUCUCUUGUGGAGGAGCUACAGCGGGGCGGGGGUUGUGAUGACCCCAUUUUGGCUAAGCAGGAGAUGAGGUGGACGAACGGUAACUGCAACGUCGUUGAGGAGGUCCUGCAGAACGUCGAGAGGUUUGCCCACAGUUUUAACUCCAUGGUUGGAGAGGGGCGGGCUGAUUUUAUGAGCUUCCGCGCGGAUGGAGAAGCGGGUGCAAAUGCGGAUGCAGAUGUACAUGCAGAUGCACAUGCUAGUGAGCCCUUGAGGGAUGACCAACCCGGCCAAGAAGGCGUUUUCCCGCCCACCAGCGAAACUAUCCCAGUUGCACAUUCGGGACCGAGUCAGCACCUUGCGGAGGACCCACAUGAGGAGCAAAUCCAAAACAGUGGGACUCCCCAAAGAGGGGAACCCCCAAAUGUGCUCAACUUUGAUGGUACGCAUAUGAAUGACGACCAAGAGGAGGGAAAACCAAACGAUGGGGCGUAUCCCUCCGAGGGAUCACACGAGGAAGUGGAGCCCACCAAGGGAGGUGCCAUCAUCCCGCCAGAUGAACAGGGCGUAAGUCAAGAUAGGAACAACGAAACGUUGGAGCGAUAUGAGGAGAACGUCAUGGAGGAAGAGCGCCAGGAGGAGAAGCAGUCCUCGUGCACGCAGGGAAGCCCCCGAGAAAGAAGCAGCUCUAGUGGAAACGUCACCGGCUUCAUUCGAGGCAUCUUCCGAGGUAUAAUUCGCGAAAAGGAAGAGGAGAAUAAGCCCCCUCAGGAAGCAAGUGAGGCGGCCAGUCUGCCAGUUGAAGACGACGGAAAAUCGGCCCUCCCCAACGCAAACGGGUUAAUCGUAAACACUGAAGAAGGCGCCGGUGUUGUUACCCCAGGUUUGGAAAACGGAGUGAACUCCUCAGCGUCGUACGGGGAAGCGAAUGGAAAUGAGCAGGGUGGUACAGCCCAAUCUGGUGAAGGGGAUAAAGACGAAGAGGAAGAUGGAGGGGAGACCGGCGCGGAGCUGUGCGGCGGCGAAAUGGAUGCCUCUCACAUGGCAGUCGGUGUGGAAGGCGAGGAGGGGGCAGCCGAUGGUGAGGAGGAAGCCGCAGGGGGGUCGACUCCAUCGGGGGAGUUAUGCAACAUGGGAGGGGGAAUAAACCCUCAAGAGGGUGAUGGCGAGGGUGAUAGCGAGAGCGUCGGGGGGGCUGAACAGGAGCAACCGAAGAGUGACGAAGUGCACGAUGAAGAAGUGCUUCCUGGGGAGGUGCUGCCUGGGGAAGUGCUGCCUGGGGAAGUGCUGCCUGGGGAAGUGCUGCCUGACGAAGUACUACCUGAUGAAGUACUCCCUGAUGAAGCACUCCCUGACGAAGUGCCGCCUGACCAGCCGGCGUGGACCCCCCUGACGACCCGCGUGAUGGAGGACCUCCACGCACCCAGCGGUCGCGUGGUGAGUCCGUUCAGGUCGCACGUGUCCGAAGAUAACUACGAUCCUGGGGAGGGAAGAGGAAUGAAAAAGAGAAAAUACAACUCGGAUUCGGAGGUGGUGAAUGCGAAUUGGCCUACGUCUGCGAGGCACUUGAAGAAGCUCAAAAAGGCGGCGGAGGAGUCGCACCACCCGGAUGAGUCACAUCAUUCGGAGGAGUCACAUCAGGGGGAGCAGUCACAUCAUUCGGAUGCGUCAGAUCAUCCUGCGCCGCAGCACCACCCGCAGCGGAGUGACGAGGAAGGGGGAGAGGGGGAGCACGUGAGCCAUGGAAGUGGAGAGCCCUUUCAAGAGGGGGGGAGCUACAUGGGCGAUGGUGGCAGUUACCCCUACGAUGAUGAAGAAAGCAGAGAGGAUGACAUGCACGCUGAAGUGUACUCUCAUGGGGGGAGAGAAAACACAUUUUUCGAGUCCACCCAAGGAGGAGUGGGCCACGUAAGGGAGCUACACAGUUGUAGGAACCUCUACGAUCAGGUCGAUUCGAACCUCCUGCAGAGCAGUCAGCACCGUAAAGGGGAAAAUAAUUUCCCCCCCUAUGAAGAAGAGAAUCAAGAAAUGGAGAGCAACCGAAGUUGCUAUGUAAUUUCGUCCGACGAGGACUGUGAGAGGAAUGACGACCAUGGGAGGGGCGCGCCCGCGGGGUUGCAGCGGAGAGGCGGUGAAGGGGAGGAGGAAGAAGAGGAAGAGGAAGAUGAAGAAGAUGAUGGGGAGGAUGAUGGGGAGGAUGAUGAGGAGGAGGAUGAUGGAAUGGGUGAUUACGAAAAUGAGGAGUACGAGCAGGAGGAGUACGCACAGGGGGAGUACGCUCAGGGGGGAUACGAAAAUGAGGAGUACGCACAGGAGGAGUACGAGCAGGAUGAAGAGGACGACGGAGAGGACGAUGGCGAGGACGACGGAGACGACGGCGAACACGCGAAUGAACAGUUCGAUCAGUACGAAGAGUACGACGCGGCGGCAGAGGAGGAUGAGGAGGAGGAGGACUAUGACCAGUACGAUGGGGGGAACUCCAAGGAUGAGAUGGGUGAAGCGGGCCAAAUGAGCGAAGCUGACGAGAUGGGAGCAGCAGACGAGAUGGGGGAGGAGGAGUAUCCCCAGUACGAUGAGUACAACGCGAGGGAUCCCGAAGAGGGGGAGGAAGAAGAUGACGAGGAGGAGGGACAAAUCGAAGGAAGAGGGCUAUCCCCAAAUGUGCCCCUGAAUAGCUCCCACGAACAUGCUGACAGUGCAACGGACACCCCCUAUCAUCACCAAGGUGAAAGUUCCAAUGAUGAGCAGCCCAACAAUGAUUUUCCCCCAUCUGCACAUUCGGACGGGAGCAACGAACAGGGGGAAGAGCACCCCGUUUUGUUUAACCCUUCAAAUGUAAACGUGGCACAGAAUGACGUGUCGUACGAGGAGAAUGCAGAUCAAGGGGGGGCCAUUAGCAUACCGUCUUCGCAUGAAAACAAUGAGGAGGUGUUUGACAAGCAGGGGGUAGACACAGAAGGGGGUGCAGAAGCUGACGCCGAGGAGGGCGAGCAGGACGCCCAAGAGGACUAG
Plasmodium vivax (malaria parasite P. vivax) is the source of this 8886-nucleotide messenger RNA. RefSeq lists its product as hypothetical. Lineage: Eukaryota; Apicomplexa; Aconoidasida; Haemosporida; Plasmodiidae. Bases 1 to 8886 code for a protein of 2961 amino acids. The transcript has a single exon. The record is from RefSeq and is a predicted model, not a curated record.